CUUUUUACCUUUUCUAUCUAAACCAACUUUCCUUCAUCCUCAACAUGGCUACUUUCUUUGGUUCCCCACCAAUUUUCUCCCUUCCCCUUCCAAGAACUCAUCACAUUUCUUCAUCAACAGGAACUCCACCACCAACUCCUCCACCAAUUCCUCCACCACAAUCUCAGCCCCCGGUGUCCAAUGAAGCUAAGCAACAGAAGCCCAUCAAACCAGUCACUUCAUCCACUAAGGUUGAAUCCACAGAUUGGAUAGCCACUUCCUUGACCAGAAGGUUUGGGCUAGGAGCAGGUCUUGCAUGGGUUGGUUUUCUUGCAUUUGGCGUCAUCUCAGAACAAAUCAAGACUCGCCUUGAGGUGUCUCAGCAAGAGGCAAAUACAAGGAAUGUUGAGAAGGUGGAAGAGGUGCUACUUCCUAAUGGCAUAAGGUACUAUGAACUGAAAGUUGGUGGUGGUGCUUCACCAAGACCUGGUGAUCUGGUUGUGAUUGAUAUCAUGGGAAAAGUUGAAGACAAUGGAGAAGUGUUUGUGAACACAUUUGAAGGGGAGAAGAGACCAUUGGCUCUAGUGAUGGGAUCAAGGCCAUAUAGUAAGGGAGUGUGUGAAGGGAUAGAAUAUGUGCUAAAAACUAUGAAGGCUGGAGGCAAAAGGAAGGUAAUAGUACCUCCUCAGUUGGGGUUUGGAGAGAAUGGUGCUGACUUAGGCACUGGUGUGCAAAUUCCUCCAUUUGCAACCCUUGAGUACAUUGUAGAGGUUGACAAAGUCUCCAUUGCUCCUGCUUAAUGAUUAAAUGCAAAUUUUCCUCUAGUAAGUUCUACCAUUGUUCAUAAUUCCUUAAACCAAUAAUGCAGGUUGCUCAGCUUGUAUCAUAUAAGAUUAUCCAUUUUUUCUCUCAUUCUUUUCAAUGGGAUUGAAAGGUAAUAUACUUUUCAACAGUCAACAAGUUUGUCUAACUACAAUAAUAUCAACUGUUAGCAGUAAUAUUCAACUUGUACCA
Vigna radiata var. radiata (mung bean) is the source of this 993-nucleotide messenger RNA. Its product is annotated as peptidyl-prolyl cis-trans isomerase FKBP17-2, chloroplastic. The record is from RefSeq and is a predicted model, not a curated record. Gene Ontology annotation, cellular component: chloroplast. The coding region runs from base 45 to 779 and encodes 244 amino acids. The transcript is spliced from 3 exons. Gene Ontology annotation, molecular function: peptidyl-prolyl cis-trans isomerase activity. Lineage: Eukaryota; Viridiplantae; Streptophyta; Magnoliopsida; Fabales; Fabaceae.